This is a messenger RNA of Stylophora pistillata, 6892 nucleotides long. RefSeq lists its product as uncharacterized. Gene Ontology annotation, molecular function: calcium ion binding. Lineage: Eukaryota; Metazoa; Cnidaria; Anthozoa; Scleractinia; Pocilloporidae. The record is from RefSeq and is a predicted model, not a curated record. Gene Ontology annotation, cellular component: plasma membrane; signaling receptor complex; cell surface. Gene Ontology annotation, biological process: Notch signaling pathway; axon guidance.
UGGCAAAUGGGGAUCAUGGCAGCCAACCAAUUGGGAUUUGACUCCGUGUACCAAUGGUUACCAGACCAGACACCGCUAUUGUGACAGUCCAUCCCCGGCCCACGGCGGAGCUUCUUGCAAGGGGUAUAACUCACAGCAAAAGGACUGCGAUGAAUGUUCUCUUGGCUUAGCAGGAUGUGAACAUCUAUGCGAAAAUCUACAUCCUCCCCAAAUGUAUAAGUGUCGCUGUCGUUACGGCUAUAGACCUUCGCCAACAGAUUCGAAAAGAUGUGUUGUGCACAGUUGUCCACCUUUGAUUCCACCACUGAACGGUGAAAUCUUGCCCGUUAGUUGCAAAAACAGAACUAUGCAUAAUCAAACGUGUGUUUACAAAUGUAAUCGUGGGUUUAAAGGGAUAGGAUUGAGCUCGAAAAGAUGCGUAGGGGGAAACUGGCCGGAAGAUGGAUUUCACUGCCAAGUUAGCGAUUGUCGACCAUUGCGAAAACCGGAUAAUGGUCAAAUCUCUCCUUUGGUUUGCACAACAAUGCCACUGCACAAUCAGAAUUGUUCCUACCAAUGUAACAGAGGCUUCAGACCCAUUGGAUCAACAAAUGUUAUCUGUGAAGAUGGACAAUGGAACGCGACUGGAUUUUAUUGCAAAGAUGUUGAGCCCCCUUCAUUCGGAGACACUUGUCCAUCUCCACAAAGUGUUAUGGCAGACAUAGGGACUACCUCAGCCAAAGUCAGCUGGGGACUUGUUAAAGUUACAGACAACAGUUACUCUAAUACUGGCGUAUUUGCGUCCCCUAAAGUUUCGUCUCCACACGUGUUUCAAGAAGGAAACCAUACCGUGACCUACACUGCCACCGACACAUCAGGAAAUACCAAUUCGUGUCAUUUCAAAGUUACUGUGAAAGUGCUUCGAUGUCCUGCACUCCUACCCCCUAAGAAUGGCAAGCUGGAGAAUGCGGCUUGUGGGAAUGUUUAUGGAAGAGUUUGUCGCUUAGCUUGUAGCAAGGGUUUUCAAAUAAAGGGAUCCGUCGAAAGAAAAUGUGACAAGAAAAAUGGAACAAAUAUCGUGCACUGGACAGGAAGUACAACUUCCUGUAAAGCUAUCCGCUGCCCUUCCUUGGACACUCCAGUUAACGUGGUAAAAUCAGGAUAUGGCUGUUCUGGUUCAAACUCAAGCUACGGCACUUCUUGUUUCUUCACUUGCAUAACUGGGUACGAGGCCACUGGAGGAUCACAGAAACGAACAUGUCUCGAUACAAGACAUUGGAGUGGAACUGAACUUCAGUGCCAAGUCAUUAAGUGCCGCACCCUGUUUAUAAAGUCCGAGGGACUAGGCAUUAGUCCAGUAUCAUGCACCAAUACAAGUGCUGUCAUUCCUUACAAGUCCCAGUGCCAUUUCACUUGUAAGAAUGGAUAUCAACAGCAUGGGCCUGGGAUAAAAACUUGCAGCCAGUUCAAGACUUGGACUCCAAUAGGAAAUCCAUGGUGCAAAGACAUCUCACCUCCAGCCUUCUCAAACUGUCCAAAGAAUAUUGCUGUCACAGCUGACAGAGGCACUGAGUCGGCGAAGGUCAAAUGGUCCCAUCCAAACGUCACAGACAACUCUGGCUUCAACCCAAACAUUACUCAUUUUGGAAAACAGCCUGGGGAGAUAUUUGCUGCUGGAGAACAUAACGUUCGGUAUUUAGCCAGCGAUAAGUCUGGAAACAUAGGAGAAUGCAGGUUUAAGGUCCUUGUCUCAGUUCUUCGAUGUGUGCCAAAACUUGAUGCACCAUCAGGAGGAACUUCAAAAUGCAGCAAAAGCAAUCGAUAUGGAUCAGAAUGCUCGUUUUCUUGUUACACUGGGUACAAUAUUACAGGCUCUUCCCAGAGGGUCUGCGAAAAGGACGCAGUGACUAGCUUGGGAUUUUGGACAGGAAACGAAACAAAAUGCGAUCUGGUCAGGUGUCUUCGCCUUGUACCCCCACCACACAGUAUACAGUCUGGUUGUGGAGGUGGCUCCUUACACAAUACAUAUGGUGACAAAUGUCUUUUAUAUUGUGAUGUCGGAUACCAGUUGGCAAAUGGAUCCACCGAGAGAGUUUGUCAGGCUAACGGCACGUGGUCCGGAGAGCCUCCGUAUUGCCAAGUUGUACGUUGCAAAGCCCUGAAGCCCACAAUGAAUGGUCUCCUGUCUCCUCCAUCUUGUCAAGUGUCGCCAGAGUACGAUACAGUGUGUCAAUUCAGCUGCCACCGAGGUUAUGUCCUGUACGGGGAGCCUGUGGUGACUUGCCUAAGUGACAAACAGUGGUCAAAAAAUACAACUAUGAUUUGUAAAGACGAGGAGAGCCCUUCCUUUGGUUUCACUUGCCCCAGUGACAUCAAGCGUUACGCGGAUAAGGGAAAAAACUAUACAACGCUGACCUGGCCCACUGUCGUCGCCACUGACAACUCUGGAAAGAAACCAAAUUUAUCUUCAAGUGGCGUAAAGAGCGUAUACUACAAUGGAAAACAUGAGGUUGUUUACAACGCCUCAGACGAUUCCAUGAAUUACAAGAUCUGCAGAUUCCACAUUUUAAUUACGGUUCUACGAUGUCAGAGACAGGGUCCUCCAGUAAAUGGCUUUUCAAUAGGUGAUUGUGAUAACAGCUACGGUUCUACCUGCAAAUUUGGCUGUAAUGACGGCUACAACUUAAUUGGACCAGCUAACGUUACAUGCUUGAAAAAACUAGGUCAUAUCACUGGGUACUGGGACAAACCUUUUCCAGUAUGUAAAGUACGGUCAUGUUCCUCCCUAAUCGCACCAGACGAUGGUUUUAUUUAUCCCCACACUUGCACAUCAUUUCCGAGCAGCGGAACUACUUGCCACUUUGAGUGCAGGAAUGGUUAUGGAAGCAAUGGAGGUGUCAGUCAGAUGUAUUGUGGCCUAGACGGAAAGUGGAAUGGAACUGAAUCGUCAAUCCUGAAAUGCCAUGACGUAACGCCACCCGUGUUCCUGAGGUGUCCCACACAUAUCCGGGCAAGCUUAAGUAUUAACUCUACUGUGCUGGUCAAUUGGACUGAGCCUAUCGCAUUGGAUAACAGUAAUCUGGCUCCAAAUGUGACCGUGGCUCCGCCAGGGAUUCGUUCGCCCUUCACGUUUAAUGAGACUACCCUUCUUAUCUACACUGCAUUGGAUGGAAGUGGGAACAAGAGGCAGUGUUCAUUUAAAGUUAUCAUUACGGAUGAAGUAGGACCUGUCGUUACCUACUGCCCACCAGAUCAAAAUAUCACUGCGACGCAAAUGAAAGUAUUAGUGACGUGGACCAACCCACAAUUUAAAGACAACAGCAAUGAUCCCUUAACCAUCCAUUGCAGUCAUCAAAGCGGAACUGAGUUUUACUGGGGAACCUGGAACGUACAUUGUGUUGCGUACGAUAAAAACCCAAAUAAUCAACCAGCUGUUUGCCAGUUUACUUUGAUAAUAAAACCAAAAGACUGUGUGGAUAUGAAACCUCCCAAAAAUGGAGCAAAGGCCUGUGAUGACUGGAUGUUUGGUCGGUUUUGCGCUCCACUCUGUAACAACCUAUGGGACUUUGCUCAACCGUUGCGUGCAAGCAUAUGGGCUUGCGGAAGCUCUGGGAAGUGGCUUCCAACCUCUCGCUGGCCGGAUUGUUCAAAAAUAUAUGGGCCCAACAAUGUGAGAAUGGCUAUGUAUUUGCAUUACUAUAAUGGCGAUUGCAGUACUCCAGAAGCCCAAAUGGAAAUAAAACAGAACUUCAUCAAGAUACUCAACGGGAGUAUUUUCAAAGAGGUCUGCCAAGACCCAUCUCUAAAAGACAAGUGCAAGGUUGAUAAUGUCAAAGUCACGUGUGCUGUGGUCAAAGAUAAAGGAAGGAAUAAACGUGACGCAGGCCAGUAUGAUCGCUAUGGACGAGUACGACAGUUAAUUCCACAAACAGAGAUCUCUGUUGAUAUUGUUGUGAGUCUCGAUGGCAUUAAAGCAAAUGAAAGUAAAGAAGGACGGGUUUGGAUUGGAGAUGAAGGCAUAAAGGUCGCCAAAAACAUCACCAGCUCGCUUCAAAGUUCAGUCAGCAAUGGCAGCCUGAGUCUUACUAUCAAUGGCACAAUAUUUAUACCGGAUAAGCAGUCGCUCAACAUUUCAGAACCGAAACGCUAUUGCAGUAGUGGGCAAGUUUACAAAGAUGGAUAUUGCUUGAACUGCACGACUGGAACAUACUUCUACAACGACACUGGGACAUGUAAUGACUGUCCUAUAGGAACAUAUCAAGAGUUUGAAGCACAAGAGCACUGUUCUGUGUGUCCACCGCAAACUUCCACGACGAUGACAAGAACAGAACAACUAUCCGACUGUUUAGCUUUAUGUCUGCCUGGGACAUAUUCCCCCACUGGAUUAGAACCGUGUAUAUCCUGCGGUAAGGGCUUUUAUCAAGAAAUAGAAGGACAGAGAGCCUGCUUUAAAUGUGGCGUAAACAAAACAACUUCCAAAGAAGGAUCCAAUAGUUCAAUGCAGUGCAGAGUGCCGUGUCCUCCAGGAUCAUAUUCUCCGACUGGAUUGGCUCCUUGCACUUUGUGCAAUAAGCUCUCAUUUCAGCCACAGAGUGAGAGUCGUUCAUGUUUUCCUUGUCCAGGAACAACAAUAACGAAUAUGUACGGAUCAAGAAACUCUCAGGACUGUAUAGAAAUCGAUGAGUGUGAUACUAGCCCAUGCAGCAAUGAUUCCACAUGCACAGACCUAAUUGGCGACUUCUUAUGCUCAUGUAAACCGGGCUACACUGGAAAGCAAUGUGACACCAACAUUGACGACUGUAAAGAACAACCCUGUUUUAACAAUGGUACAUGUCAUGACAUGGUUGAUAAUUAUACUUGCUCAUGCGCUUAUGGUUACCGAGGCUAUAAUUGCGAAGAAGACAUCGACGAGUGUGCCUCAUCGCCUUGCACUAACAUUGCUUCUUGUGUAAAUCUUCUCGGAGGAUUCAGUUGUCGGUGCGAACCCGGUUACUCUGGCAAACUGUGUGACACGGACAUUGAUGAAUGUCUCAUAUCUCCUUGUCAGAAUGGAGCUACAUGUAGAGACAAAAUAAAUAAUUAUGAGUGUAUCUGUGCUGCGUCAAUAGUUUCAUUUGAGCGUGCCCUACUGGGUUUACAGGUACGCAGUGCGAAGUUAACAUUGACGACUGCAAAGAUGCCUCCUGCGCAAAUGGUGGUUUUUGUAUAGAUCUCGUGGGCAACUACUCAUGUUUAUGCCCAGAAGGUUUUCUAGGCUCCCGCUGUGAAAGCCAAAUCGAUUAUUGUAAAAAUUCAAAUUGCACAAAAAAUGGAUACUGCGUCAACUCUCCAACAGGAUUUAAUUGUCAAUGUGGCAGUGGAUAUUUUGGAAAAUAUUGCGAAUAUGAACUGGAUGAGUGCCUGGCGAGGCCGUGUUUUAACAAUGGUACCUGUUUUGAUGUCCCAGCCAAUUUCACUUGUACCUGUUUGGAUGGAUACUCGGGAAGGUUCUGUGAGGUGAACAUAGAUGAUUGUGCUCAUAAUUCAUGUCUCAACAAUGCUACAUGCAUUGACAUAACCCUUGGAUAUUACUGUGACUGCUUGAACGGUUUUAACGGGACGUUCUGUCAAACACAAAUCGAUGAGUGUGAAUUUGACCCUUGCAAGAACAAUGGCACCUGCAUCGAUUUGACCCCAGGGUACAGCUGUAAGUGUCCAGAACAGUUUAAUGGAGAGAACUGCGAAUACGCGAUUGACGUUUGCAUUUCUUCCCCCUGUCAGCACGGAGGCAUAUGUAAAGCUGAGAAUUAUUCAGAAGACUUCAACUGUACAUGCAAACCUGGCUUUACAGGAUCUGUAUGUGAAGAAGAUAUUGACGAUUGCAUUUCAAAUCCUUGUGAAGCCAACGCCUAUUGUAUUGACAAGGUGAACGAUUUUAAGUGCGAAUGCUACCCUUCCUACUCAGGAGACAACUGUGAGAUUUUUCUUUCCAGCAACUUUGACCUGAUAUUUAAACGCCAUACGACAGAGGACAUGGUUUUCUUAACAGACGGUAGAGAUAUUCCGAACAUGACAAGUCUUACCCUUGUCCAAUUUGUGCGAGCAGACUCCAGAUACACGUCAGGCACGCUAUUCAGUUAUAGUGUUCCCGGGACCCCAGACGACAUCAUCAUACUGUCCUUUACAGAGUCUCAACUUGUCCUGACCAUUAAGGAAGAAAUAAUGAUGGCCAAUUACAAGUUAGCAGACGACAAAUGGCAUUUCGUUGGAGUCAUAUGGGAUGGAAGCCUCGAAAGAGCUUCCAUUUACAUCGACGGCAAGGAAUUAAAAACGAUGGACGGCAUGAAAAGCAAUAUCAUUGUCAGAGGAGAGGGAUGGAUUGUACUUGGUCAACGUUAUCUUGCCGAAGAAAAGACAGCAUCCCUUAAAACAGCCUUUGUUGGCACACUGCAUCAAGUCAACGUUUGGAAUGUACCAGGCACUUCUUACCACAUGUGGAACGCAGCUCACAACUGUUCCUGGCCUAUAGCAGGAAGUUUGAGGGCAUGGACCAGUUUUUUACCAGGGAUUAAAGGAGGGGUGGAAAAGAGCUUUUUGACUAAAUGCAGAGCCCUGGUUACGUGCUCUAACUGCACUCAUUUUCGUCACUGUGAGUCUCGUGAGGGAAUGUAUGAUUGUGACUGUGAGGCUGGAUUCACAGGACUCCUCUGUGAUAUCAAUAUUGACGAGUGCAGCUCGAAUCCUUGUUUUAAUGGGAAGUGUGUUGAUGGAGUGGGUAGUUUUGAAUGCGUCUGCAACAAGGGAUAUUUUGGAAACAACUGUGAAAAAAAGAUCGUCAACGAGGAAGAAUGCCCGGUAAUAGAAAAGCCCAGUAACGGAAAACGCUCUUGUCGUAAAGUGUCAGGUGAAAAAAUUUGCAUCAUGUCCUGCAAUA